Molecule: messenger RNA, 1909 nt
Organism: Coccidioides immitis RS
Lineage: Eukaryota; Fungi; Ascomycota; Eurotiomycetes; Onygenales; Onygenaceae
Product: GMC oxidoreductase
Exons: 6
Coding region: 1-1734 (577 amino acids)
Molecular function (GO): flavin adenine dinucleotide binding; oxidoreductase activity, acting on CH-OH group of donors
Source: RefSeq, a predicted model, not a curated record
AUGGCGUCUACACAGAACGAGCCGAAAUCAUAUGACUACAUAGUAUGCGGAGGAGGGACAGCCGGCUGUGUGGUUGCCGGGCGUCUAGCCGAAGAUCCAAAUAUCACGGUUCUUCUCGUCGAAGCAGGCCAGCACAAUGAGAACCUGGAGAAUGUCCACAUGACUGGCGGGUGGCUGAACAAUCUGGACACGGAGGCCGAUUGGAAUAUCAUAACUCCGCCAAUGCCCGGUGUGAACAACAGACAAGUGAAACUCAGUAGGGGAAAAUUCCUGGGUGGCUGCAGUGGUGUCAACGGUACACUGUGUGUUCGCGGGUGUAAACAGGAUUAUGACGACUGGCAACUCGAAGGCUGGAGUGGGGAGGAAUUCUUUCAGUAUAUGUCGAAGGCGGAAACAUUUCACCCAAAACCUUGGUUCCAAGCAAAUGAAGGCAGUCAUGGAUCCUGUGGGCCUCUGCAUAUAGAGCCUCAUGAUCUCGCCCCGAUUUCACAACGCAUUAUGGACUCGUUUGUUUCUAAGGGCCUGCCCUAUGACGCUGAUAUGUUCACUACUGGUGAAACACCACAUGGAUGUGGGCAUGCGCCGAGGACGGUGUAUCGAGGCCUGAGAUCGACAUCUGCGGACUUUGUGACGAAGGAUUGUCAAAGAAAAAACUUAACUAUCAAGACCGAUACUAUAGUCGAUAGAAUUCUCUUCGAACAAGACGACAAGGGUGCUCUCUGCGCGAAAGGCGUGGUAACGAUUGCUGCUGAUGGGACCCAGCAGAUUUUCCACGCGGAUAGAGAAGUAAUUGUCAGUGGGGGUGCUUACUGCAGUCCUGCAAUUCUUAUGAGAUCAGGAAUAGGGCCAAAGGAGGAGUUGGAGAAGCAUGGUAUUCGCUGCGAAGUUGAUUUACCUGGCGUAGGGAAGAAUCUUAUGGAUCAUCUUAUCGUCUUCAUGUUUUACGAAACAGAAAAAGAAGGCUUAACAAACGACCAUCUUAUCUACCAUGGGGACGCAAAGGAAAAGAGCUACGCCCUGUGGAAGAAUCAUAAGACGGGUUUCUUGUCGACUUUUCCCUUUGGAGCCUUUGCUUUCGCUCGACUCGAGGAUCGUCUCGCAGAUGAGCCGCUCUGGACGCAGGCAAAACACGAGCCAGGCCGAGAUCCUAUGGGCCUGAUGCCAAGUCAACCGAACAUCGAAUUCUUCACGACGGAAUGUUAUGGUGGUCCAAAGCAGUAUUCGAAAUACCCUAUCGACAAUAAACAUGCAUUUUCGAUUAUCGCAGAACUAUUUGGCCCUAGAUCCCGUGGCACGGUGACACUGAACUCGUGCGAUCCAAGAGAAAACCCGGUCGUUCACUGCAAUUAUCUCGAUGACCCAUUAGAUUUGCUUGUUUUGGCCGAGGCAUGUCGAUUUGCGAACGAGAUUGUCAUGACUGGCACCGGGACAAAGGAUAUUGUGAAAGGGUCGUGGCCGCCUGAACUGACACACCAUACGUAUAAGACGAGGGAAGAGUGGGUGCCAUAUGUCAAAGAGCAUGCGACAACGUGCUAUCAUGCAGCAGGAACGUGUGCCAUGGGCAAAUCUGGAAAUCCUAUGGCAGUCCUGGAUGAGAAACUUCGUGUCCGGGGCGUUUCUGGAUUGCGUGUCGCAGAUUGCAGUGUUAUGCCACUCCUUCAUGGGGGCCAUACACAGAUGCCAGCGUACGGGAUCGGAGAGAAAUGUGCAGACCUGGUUAAGGAAGGCAAGUAAGAGUAAUCGCUUUGCACGUAGAACUCCAUGGGGCUUUUGGAACCACCGAAGUGUGGUUGUUGUAUUAUCAUUGAGCAUUGAAUACGGGUGAUACAAUAUUGUAGCAUAUGGUACCUCAGACUCAAAUGUGUCACCUAUCAAGCAAGUCAAAAAUGGUCAUAUUCUUCACCAUGCA